Molecule: messenger RNA, 1215 nt
Organism: Tigriopus californicus
Lineage: Eukaryota; Metazoa; Arthropoda; Copepoda; Harpacticoida; Harpacticidae
Exons: 2
Coding region: 208-1020 (270 amino acids)
Source: RefSeq, a predicted model, not a curated record
GAGAGCGGGCAUCAUGCAAGUGUGGCUGAACGGGGAUAUCAUGAGAGGAAAGAGAUUCAAAUAUUCACUACGUAAACGCUCUGCCCUGCCGGACCAGAUGAUGUUGUCCAAGCACGACGAACCUCUGGUUUGCUCUAUAAAUAUGGAACUCAACGAUCAUGAUCCACAGUUCAAUCCCGAGCUUUGGUUUGUGACAUAACGAGCAACAUGAGAGCCUUUGUUGUCAUCCUUUCGAUUGUCUCCCUGGCAAUGGCCGAUCGAAUCAAUCCAUUUGACCGCCAAGGGCGACAAAAUAGCGUCCAAGGUGGUGGAGUGGAUUUUAGCAAUUGCCAAACGGACCCCGAGACCGGAUUUUGUUGCGUGGAGAACGAAGAGACUGUCCAGACUUUGAAGAAGGAUCCCAUUCUUGAAUGCACGCACAAAAAUGUGGAAAAAUGUCACUACACCUAUGUAACACAAUUCGAACCCGCCCAGGAGGAGGUUUGUGAAGAGAACUUUGAAAAGUCCUGCCAGAUCACCUUCAAGCAGCAAGCCAUUGAGGAGCAAGUGAAGAAAUGUUACCGUCCUCUGGAGAAGAUCUGCAAUGGUCAAGGACCCGAGGAGUGCCGUACCGUCUACGAGUCCUCUUGCACCACCAAGUACGUUGAGAAGCAACCCGGCAAGUUCGUGGGUGACACCAAGUGCGAGAAGCUCCCCAUUGAGAUUUGCGGUGCUGGUUGCGUGACUGAGGAGGGUCCCGAGGAGUGCCACGACAAGACCAUCACUUCCUUAUUGGAUGUGCCCGAGGAAGUGUGUGACUUGAACCCACAAAAGACCUGUAAGUUCCAAACCAAACUCGUGCCCAAACUCAAGCCCGAGCACGAGUGCACCAUCAUUCCGCAAGAGAUCUGCAACCUUAAAUUUACCUCGCCCCAACAAGUGGACCAACCGCUCAAGACCAAGUGGUGUUUGGACCCCACUCCUGCUGCUCCUGGCGAAACUUAUGAUGAGAACAACGCCGGUGCUGCUCCACUGGGUUAGAAUGUUACUGAAAAAUCCCAAUCAUGAGCCCUCUUUUGAUUGGUAACUUUUUUCAUUAUUUCUAUUUAUUCAUCUAUUGAAAUUGAAUUAUGUUUGACGUCUUUGAAUGGUCCAUGACUUUGUUGCACAAUGGUAAGGGCCCAUUUUGAAGUUAUUUUUACUCGACAUCUUGCCAUUAAAACCGGAAGAAGCCAA